GGGGCUGCCCGCACUGGCCAGCCAGCUCCCUCCGGCCCUGGUGUGUCCCCCGCGGGCAGCGUCCUUUGGUCCGCCCGCCCCUCGCACCCGGCGCCACCAUGGAGGCCAUCAAGAAGAAGAUGCAGAUGCUGAAGCUGGACAAGGAGAACGCCUUGGACCGGGCUGAGCAGGCUGAGGCAGAGCAGAAGCAAGCCGAGGAGAGGAGCAAACAGUUGGAAGAUGAGCUGGCCGCUAUGCAGAAGAAGCUGAAAGGGACGGAAGACGAGUUGGAUAAGUAUUCAGAGGCUCUCAAAGACGCGCAGGAGAAGCUGGAGCUGGCGGAGAAGAAGGCGGCGGACGCCGAGGCGGAAGUGGCAUCCCUGAACCGCCGCAUCCAGCUGGUGGAGGAAGAGCUGGAUCGGGCCCAGGAGCGUCUGGCGACGGCCUUGCAGAAGCUGGAGGAGGCGGAGAAAGCUGCAGAUGAGAGUGAAAGGGGCAUGAAGGUCAUUGAGAACAGGGCCCUGAAAGAUGAGGAGAAGAUGGAGCUGCAGGAGAUCCAACUGAAGGAGGCCAAGCACAUUGCUGAGGAGGCCGACAGGAAGUAUGAGGAGGUUGCCCGGAAACUGGUCAUCAUAGAGGGAGAUCUGGAGCGUACCGAGGAGAGGGCUGAGCUGGCCGAGUCUAAAUGUUCAGAGCUGGAAGAGGAGUUGAAGAAUGUCACGAACAACCUCAAGUCCCUUGAGGCUCAGGCUGAGAAGUAUUCUCAAAAAGAGGACAAGUAUGAAGAGGAGAUCAAGAUCUUGACUGACAAACUCAAGGAGGCUGAGACCCGGGCCGAGUUUGCCGAGAGGUCGGUCGCCAAACUGGAGAAGACCAUUGAUGAUUUGGAAGAUGAGCUGUAUGCCCAGAAACUGAAGUACAAAGCCAUUAGCGAGGAACUGGACCACGCCCUCAAUGACAUGACCUCCAUAUAAACUGAAGUGCACCAAAGAAGAGCAUCUCUGCACGCAAAGGAUGCUGGACCAGACCCUGCUAGACCUGAACGACAUGUAGAAGGACCCCCUUCCCUCCAGCCAGGCUCACCUUGCCUUUCCCCCACUGUGGCCGCCCUCCCCCCCACAGGCCAGCUCUGUCUUGAGAAGUUGACCUCUAACCCGGGGAGGGGAAGCAUCAAAAGUUAACCUUUUCUCUCCCUCCCCACCCCCAACCAUCACUUGUGUUGCCAACUUUAACCAAAAGCCGCCUCUUCUGCCAACUCACCCCAAGGUUUACAGGCGGCUGGGCUGAAUGAACCACCAGCAGCGCCAUUAAAGGGGGGGUGGGAUCUGGACGUGGCAGAGUACUGCUUUGGGGGGGGGCGUAUCCAAGAUGUACACUUCUUUGUAACGAUAAUUGUGAGGUGUGUGUUUUCGGGUAGCGGCCCUUGUGGACAUCGUGUGUAACUCCAGCAUUUGUAAGCUGUCGGCUUUCAGGCUUGUAACUUCGCCCCCGCUUUCCUUUUCCUGUGGCACAUGGGCUCUCUUUAGUCCCAUCGGGCUUUUUGGGAUAGCUUGAUCUCCUUGCCUCUGACCCUUGCUUGUGGGAACACCGUAAGUGUUCUGACCUUGCCUAGCUGGAUGCAUCCCUGUCUCCCCAUGGAAUUGGUUAGGGGGAGAAGGCGUGACGUUCCGUCUACUGGCCUAGGAAUCUCACUUUCACCCGGGGUGUGGGCCUUAGGGUUAUGUGUCUCUUGCCAAAAAAGCUCCAGUCUUAACUCAUGUGCUUUAAGGGCGUCUUGAAGGAGAAAGCUGUAUCAAAAUUAUCAAGUCUGUUUUUUAUUUUUAUUUUUUGAGAUCCACUUUCUCAGUCAAGUCUUUGCACCCAGUUAACUAACAAAGGAACAGCUCCACAGCCUCUUCCAUUAUAACCACCAAGUGUCCCCCCCACCAGGCUUAGCUUGUGCUGUGCUUGCUAGAACUGUGUUGCUUUUGGAGGGGUGGGGAGGGUGCAACUCUGCGAGAGGUGAGGGGUUUCCUCCCCCUUCGGGUUGUCCUGUAUAGGAAGUGGGUACCAACUACUACCAUGCUUUCUCUGCUGUUUCACUGUUGGGAGACUUGAUCGUUCAAGGGGGUGGUUUCUUUGGGCUGGGGUUUCUUUCUCUUCUUCUUCUUUAUUUUUUUUUUUUGCAUUUUUGUAAACCUCCUGGGCCUCGGAGGAAGUGUGUAUGCUGCGGUGGCUUUUAGGGGCCAGUGUGGAGAAAUGAGAAACCAUAUCAAGUGUUUUGAUACUAAAAAAAAAAAUCCUUGGUCUUUUAUUGUCUUUUUUGGAAAUAAACAAAGCAUUCCCUCUGUU
This is a messenger RNA of Hemicordylus capensis (graceful crag lizard), 2310 nucleotides long. It is a transcript of the gene TPM3, whose product is annotated as tropomyosin 3. The record is from RefSeq and is a predicted model, not a curated record. Gene Ontology annotation, molecular function: actin filament binding. Bases 99 to 953 code for a protein of 284 amino acids. Gene Ontology annotation, cellular component: actin filament. The transcript has 10 exons. Gene Ontology annotation, biological process: muscle contraction; actin filament organization. Lineage: Eukaryota; Metazoa; Chordata; Lepidosauria; Squamata; Cordylidae.